Dendrobium catenatum is the source of this 1693-nucleotide messenger RNA. RefSeq names its product mitochondrial carrier protein CoAc2. Gene Ontology annotation, biological process: transmembrane transport. The record is from RefSeq and is a predicted model, not a curated record. The transcript has 7 exons. NCBI's taxonomy places the organism in Eukaryota, Viridiplantae, Streptophyta, Magnoliopsida, Asparagales, Orchidaceae. The coding region runs from base 191 to 1252 and encodes 353 amino acids.
AUGCAGUAGAUGGGCCCCUCACGUCAUCUACGAUCAAACCUGCUCCUCCUCCAAGAACCAGUCGCCUCCCGUCCAUUGCCGUCCUCGCGAAGCUUCUCAUCUCUGCCCAGAAGAGUCCAUGCCGUUAUUGGCUUUCUCCUCCUCCCACCUAUGAACUCCCGCCGUCAUCGGCCAUGCCAAGCCGAUAGAGAUGGUGGAAGAGGAGAAUAGGGGAAGGGAGGAGGGGGCGAGGGGCGUGCUCCACGGGAUCGAGGAGUCCACUCCCGUCGUCAUCAAGGAGCUCCUCGCCGGAGGGGUGGCAGGAGGUGUUGCCAAGACCGCCGUUGCCCCGCUCGAGCGUGUCAAGAUCUUGUUUCAGUUUUUUCUUUGUUGUGGUUGGCAGACUCGAAGAGCUGAUUUUCAGGGUAUCGGUUUGUUUGGAUCUUUCCAAAAGAUUAUUCGAACUGAAGGAGUUCUUGGAUUUUACCGGGGAAAUGGAGCUAGUGUUGCUCGUAUUGUGCCUUAUGCAGCAUUGCAUUAUAUGGCUUAUGAACAAUACCGUCGUUGGAUCAUUCUUGGUUUUCCUGAUAUUAAUAGGGGACCUGUGCUUGACCUAGUUUCAGGUUCCAUUGCUGGUGGAACUGCAGUGCUCUGCACUUAUCCUCUUGAUUUAGUCCGCACUAAACUUGCUUAUCAGGUUAUUGAAUCAUCCAAGAUGAAAUUUACAGGAUUAAUUUCUAGUGGUCAGGUUUAUCAUGGAAUUCGUGAUUGUAUGACAAAGAUAUACAGAAAAAAUGGCAUAAAAGGUCUCUAUCGAGGUGUUGGUCCAUCCUUAUACGGGAUCUUCCCAUAUUCUGGCCUCAAGUUCUAUUUCUACGAGGAGAUGAAAUCUCAUGUCCCCGAGGAGCGCAAGAACCACAUUGUUGUUAAGCUUGCUUGUGGCUCCGUUGCUGGCUUGUUUGGCCAAACUAUUACUUAUCCUCUAGAUGUUGUCAGAAGACAAAUGCAGGUGCAUUCACUCUCAACAUCCAGUGAAGGAACUGCCAAAGGAACCUUUGAAACACUUGUAAUGAUUGUUCAAAACCAAGGAUGGAGGCAACUAUUUUCUGGAUUGAGUAUCAAUUUUCUGAAGGUUGUCCCCUCCGUAGCCAUUGGAUUCACAGUUUAUGAUGCCAUGAAGUCAUGGCUUAAAGUUCCAGCCCGAGAAGAGAUAUCCAUAAAGGCAAUUACAGAAGAAGGGAAGAGCCAUGCUUCAUCAUCAUGGCAAUCUUGAUAAGUUUUUGUUUUCUUUCUUUGACUCUAAAGAAUUAGGAUUAUUGUAUUACUUUUAUACCAGGAUUAAUUAAUCUGUGCGGACGUCAAACGCCGUCCGGAGGCCAAUCAGAAUGCGCCACGUUACCGUGUGCUCGGUACUGCGGCUUGGUACUGCUCGGUACCGCUGACAUGGCGUAUUCUGAUUGGUCUCCAGACGGCAUUCUGCGUCCGUUCUCCGCACAGAAUAAUCUCUCCUACCAUACCGAGUUUGUACAUAGUUCAACAUGUUAGUUCUUGGGCUCUAGAUUUUUUUGGUGCAGAUCUUGCAUCUUCGACAAUAAAAGAAAAAGGGUCAUAGCUAUGAUGAUCUGUCUUACUGAUUCUUGGUCAUUAGUUUGGUGAACUGUAUAUGUAGAAUUGUGUAAGUAGUUGAUGACAUAGUAAUAGGAUUACUUUUAGU